AUGGUGGUGACCACGUCUGCCCGAGGCGGCGGCGGGGACCGCGCGCCCUCCCGGCGGCGGGGCUGCGGGUUCGCGCCGGCCGGGGCCGCGGCGCUGCUGGCCGGGGCGAGCUGCCUGUGCUACGGCCGCUCCCUGCAGGGCGAGUUCGUGCACGACGACGUGUGGGCGAUCGUGAACAACCCCGACGUGCGGCCAGGCGCCCCGCUCCGCUGGGGCAUCUUCACCAACGACUUCUGGGGCAAGGGCAUGGCCGAGAACACCAGCCACAAGUCCUACCGGCCGCUCUGCGUCCUCACCUUCAAGCUAAACAUAUUUUUGACUGGCAUGAACCCGUUCUACUUCCAUGCAGUAAAUGUAAUUUUACACUGCUUAGUGACUCUUGUGCUGAUGUACACCUGUGAUAAAACUGUCUUCAAGAAUCGUGGACUCGCUUUUGUUACGGCGUUGCUUUUUGCUGUGCAUCCUAUUCACACAGAGGCGGUGGCUGGGAUUGUUGGCAGAGCUGACGUGUUAGCGUGUCUGCUGUUCCUUUUGGCCUUUCUCUCCUACAAUAGGAGUCUGGACCAGGGCUGUACUGGGGAAUGUUUCCCUCCCACGGCCUCUCCCUUCUUCCUGCUGCUCAGUUUGUUUCUGGGGACCUGUGCGAUGCUGGUGAAGGAGACGGGCGUCACCGUGUUUGGGGUGUGCUUGGUUUAUGACCUCUUUUCCCUGUCCCACAAGCAAGAUAAGUCGAGCAACGGAGUCGUCCAUCAGCGCAGCCCCCAGCAGCCUGGGAGCCCCCAGCCCGCCUCUCUGCCAGCACACCCUCAUCGGGAGAGUGGGAAGCAGCAGCGGUUCCCUCACAAAGGAGCCUGGGGUGGCUGCCACUCCUCACUGCCACCAGAGCCCAAAAGCAGUGGAUUCCCGGUGUCCCCGCGAGCUGUGUGGUCCCUGAUGAGAUUCCUCACCUACUCCUACCUCUUGGCCUUCAACGUGUGGCUUCUGCUCGCACCUGUCACCCUGUGCUACGACUGGCAGGUCGGCAGUAUUCCUCUGGUAGAGACCAUAUGGGACGUGCGGAACGUAGCCACCAUCCUCCUGGCAGUUGUGAUGGCCUUACUGAGCCUGCACUGCUUAGCAGCCUUUAAGAGACUGGAGCACAAGGAAGUGUUAGUGGGCUUGUUGUUCCUGGUGUUCCCGUUCAUCCCAGCCAGCAAUCUCUUCUUCAGGGUGGGCUUUGUGGUGGCGGAGAGAGUCCUUUACAUGCCUAGCAUGGGCUACUGCAUCCUUUUUGUGCAUGGAUUGAGCAAGCUCUGCACUUGGCUGAAUCGAUGUGGAGCCACCACCCUCAUUGUGUCCACUGUGCUGCUGCUGCUGCUUUUCUCUUGGAAAACUGUGAAACAGAAUGAAAUUUGGCUGUCAAGAGAGUCCCUAUUCAGGUCUGGAGUUCAAACUCUGCCCCACAAUGCCAAGGUUCACUACAACUAUGCCAAUUUUCUGAAGGACCAAGGUCGGAACAAGGAAGCAAUCUACCACUACAGAACGGCCCUCAAGUUGUAUCCGCGCCAUGCAAGUGCCCUAAAUAACCUUGGAACGCUGACAAGGGACACAGCAGAGGCAAAGAUGUACUAUCAGAGGGCUCUCCAGCUACAUCCACAGCACAACCGGGCUCUUUUUAAUCUGGGCAAUCUCCUUAAGUCCCAGGAGAAAAAAGAAGAAGCUAUCACCUUACUGAAGGAUUCCAUUAAAUAUGGUCCAGAGUUUGCAGAUGCAUAUUCAAGCUUAGCUUCGUUAUUGGCUGAGCAGGAGAGAUUUAAGGAAGCUGAAGAAAUAUACCAGGCUGGAAUAAAGAACUGUCCAGACAGCUCAGAUUUACACAACAACUAUGGGGUUUUCUUAGUUGAUUCUGGCUUUCCAGAGAAGGCAGUGGCCCAUUACCAACAGGCCAUCAAACUUAGCCCCAGUCAUCACGUGGCCAUGGUGAACCUGGGGAGACUCUACAGGUCACUGGGAGAGAACAGCAUGGCUGAAGAAUGGUACAAACGCGCCCUGCAGGUGGCACACAAAGCUGAAAUCUUGUCACCUUUGGGAGCAUUAUAUUACAACACUGGCCGAUAUGAAGAGGCUUUGCAGAUUUACCGGGAAGCUGCAGCACUUGAGCCUUCUCAAAGGGAGCUCCGCCUGGCACUGGCUCAGGUUUUGGCUGUGAUGGGUCAGACGAAAGAAGCUGAAAAGAUGACCAACCACAUUGUGUCAGAGGAGACUGGAUGCCUCGAAUGCUACCGCCUCUUGUCAGCAAUCUAUAGCAAGCAGGAGUACCACGACAAGGGAAACUAUGUGUCUGCAAGGGCUUAUUAUGAGAAAGCCUUACAGCUGGUUCCAGACAGCAAACUGCUGAAGGAAAAUCUUGCCAAAUUGGAUCGCCUAGAAAAACGAUUGCAAGAAGUUCGAGAAAAGGAUCGAACGUAG
Molecule: messenger RNA, 2448 nt
Organism: Propithecus coquereli (Coquerel's sifaka)
Lineage: Eukaryota; Metazoa; Chordata; Mammalia; Primates; Indriidae
Gene: TMTC1
Product: transmembrane and tetratricopeptide repeat containing 1
Exons: 16
Coding region: 1-2448 (815 amino acids)
Biological process (GO): RNA processing; protein O-linked glycosylation via mannose
Molecular function (GO): protein binding; mannosyltransferase activity
Source: RefSeq, a predicted model, not a curated record